Molecule: messenger RNA, 1770 nt
Organism: Aspergillus melleus
Lineage: Eukaryota; Fungi; Ascomycota; Eurotiomycetes; Eurotiales; Aspergillaceae
Exons: 5
Coding region: 1-1770 (589 amino acids)
Source: RefSeq, a predicted model, not a curated record
AUGUUGUUCUUGUGGACUGUUGUGGCCUUCAACUUAUGGGGUGCAUAUCAUCCUGUGCCAGGAUUCAUUCAUCCCAACCAGAACAUCGUGACGAGAGCCAAGGGCGCCUUCAUGGCAGCGUGCACGGCAACGUCUGUCACUAAAAUGGCGAAGAACAUCUAUCACACGAACAUUCAUCACACGAACAAAUAUCGCACAAGCCGCCAAGACGAAAGCUCGGUUGGGAUUGCAGUUGGAUUUCCUAACGUCACGUCACUGAGUGUGUAUCGCAUGCGGGCUCCAGACGAUGAUUUCCGCUGCUGGGAGUGGGAGUCGGGCCCUGAGCAACCUUUCAUCCCCCCCUCGGAAGAAGCUUCGUGGUACUUGAUCUCCGCAAACGCUGCCUAUGCUCUUGUGCAAUACACUCGUCGCCAACGGGGCUUUUCCUCCCACUCACAAGAUUCCAAGAGGAAGACUGAGUUGGCCCAUGGGAGUAAACAAGGGACAACAUCUAGCUCUGUGGACGUCGACAACUGCUCCAGCAACGCUGAAACGAAUGCACCUCCCAACAGCGAGAUGGAGACAUCCGCCGACCUUGUCAAGGAGCCCAAAGGUAAACAGGUUGCUAGGGAACCACCAACGAUGCCCGCGAACUCGCACUCUGAGGUGCAUCCGGAGGAGAUGACCACCGUGGAGCCCAAGCCACGCCCAACGAUGCCUGCGGAGUCGCACUCUGAGGGGAGUCCGGAGGAGACGGUCGCCCCGGAGUCUAAAAGUGAAGAGGCUGCUAGAAAACCUUUGAUAGUGCCUACAAGCUUUUGCUCUAAGGCUUAUCGUUUGUUUUCCUACCUGGUCAGGCUGCGACCCAAGACUGAACAGGCGGACCCGGAGGAGACAACUACCGUGGAGCCUAAAGAACCCCCGACACGACCUGAGACUGAGCAGGUAAAUCCGGAGGAGACGGUCGCCUCGGAGCCCAUAAGUGAAGAGGUUGCCAGAGAACCCCCUACAACCCCCGCCGAGUCGUGCUCUGACGCUGGACCUUCGUCUUCCCACCUGACCGGGCAGCGGCCUGAGACUGAGCAGGUGAAUCCGGAGGAGACGGUCGCCUCGGAGCCCACAAGCGAGGAGGUUGUUAGGGCAUCCCCCACGACGCCCACAGCUUCGCAGUCCGAGCUAAAUCCGGAGGAGGCAGCCACCACGGAGCCUGAAGGUGGAGAAGUCGCCAUGGAACCCCCCACGAAGCCCGCAGAGUCGCACUCUGAGGCUGGACCUUCGUCUUCGCACUUGGCCGGGCAGCAACCUGAGACUGAGCAGGUGAACCCGGAGGAGACGGCCGCCACAGAGGGCGACGCCAACUCGGCCAGCAGUCGUCUUCGUCCCAGAAAGUGCCGACCCAGCAAGGCGCGACGGGACCGCGCGAAAAGACGACUCGCACACGAGGCAGCCGAAGCCGCUCAACUUGAGGCCGAGGCAAAUGCGGAUGCGCCCAGCGACCUUGCCCCGGAGCCUAAAGGCAAAGAGGCCGUCAGAGAUCCUCCCAGGACUCUCGCGGACUUGCCUACUGAGGCAGACGCGGCUCUGGAGGCACUUGCUGAGGCUGGGACGACUGGUCAUGGCCAGAUGCUCGAAGGUGCCGCCGAAACCUUCACACCUCUUGCGGACUCGCUCGCUGAGGCCAGCACGACUGAUGGGCCGAAAAACAAGCCCAGUCAGAAGAAGCGGCGUCAGCUAGCCAGACGUGAGGCGGAAGCGGCCCUUGCUGCUCAGGCCGAGGCUGGCCCCAGCUAG